UCGCGUCCCGACCAGUCCCGACAUCGCGCUGCCCGGUCGCGUAUGCACCCGCGUCGUAGACAGGAGGAGCCGCCGGAGCCGGAGCGCCAUGGAGGAGUCCGCGCCGGGAGCAGCGACGGCGACGUACGCGUCGUCACCGUAAAGAUCCGUCCGCGGCGUGCGAUCACUCCCCGCUUCCCCGCCCCGUCCCGAACCGUCGGGGCAUUAACACGGGGGACCGUCGCGCGUUUCGCCCGCCGGGAGUGAGUGUGUGUGCGCGCCUCUGGUGCCGGAUAUCAACCCCGCGGUGCUGCUGCUGCUGGUGGUGGUGGUGGUGGUGUCGUCGUCGUGGUGUCAGUGGUGCGGUCAUCGUCGCGGUCUCUCCCGCGAGACCGACGCGACGUCGCGCGCUCGAGGGGGUUAGAAAACAAAAAGAGAAAGAAAAGAAUAGACAUGGUGGCGUGAGAGCGCGACGGACGGAAAGGGCGACGGAUCGAGCGAGACGGACGGAGGUGAGGAAGGGAGCCAAGCGGUGUUGUGUGUGCGUGCGUGUGUGUGUGUGCGACGAGAGAGCGAGAGGAAGCGACGGCGGCGGCGACGAUCGGCCAGGCCAGUCAGUGCGCCACAGCCAGAAGCGACGAAUUCGACCGGCGCUCCCUUUGUCUGCGCUUCAGCAGAGAGAGAGAGAGGGAGAGAGAGAGAGAGAGAGCGAGAGUGCGCGCGCGAUAGGGAGCGAGUGAGUGAAAGAGAAAGAGAGAGAUUCACAGCGGGGAUUGUCUCGUGGCCGAGCGGACCGGAUUGAUGCCGACGGGCCGACGACGACGACGACGACGCUCGAGACGCGGCCUCCUCGUCCGCCCGCAUCGACGUUCAUGCGCGCCGUCGACACGCCGCCGUCCGGCACGGUGAGGCCGACGAGGCUGCACGUCCCGGUCGCGUCGAGCCGCGACAUCUCUAAUCGACCGACGACGACGCGCACGGUGUUAUGUCGCCGCCGACGGUGGCCCGCGUGACUCGUCGGAGCCGGUGACGAAAAGCGCGCGCGUUUCCCCAACGGAAGGAGAGACGGAAGACGGAAAACUUGGGCUAAGGAUGUGAGAGGUACAGGGGAGAAUCCGGCAGAAGAGAAGGAUCCUAUCGGAGACAGCGAUCUAUACCCGACCACAUUCGGAUAUUCGUUACGAUAAAAAAAAGAACCAAAAUAACACAAACAAGAGGAGAAGAAAAAGGAUUGUGUUCCCUGCGUGCGAGACUAUCACCGGCUUUCGCGUCGCGAGUGCGAGGAAGUGUGUUUUCGUGCGAGAUUUCCGCGACGGCGGGGCGUCUGUGUUUACGUAGGUAGUCGUGAGGAAAAGUCCGAAGGCAGAGGGAGUUAUCCUCCGGAGGAUACGAUAUCGCGCGGGAUACGUGUUCGCUGUCACUCCAAGAAAGAGCGCGAGAAGAAGAAAGAGAGCGCGAGGCUUGUAUAACCAUCGGGAGGCGGGAAUCGUCUCGCCGCGAGGCGGAAUCGAUCGACAGCGACGGCGAGGAUCGGCCGGCGAGUCGCGAGACCGGGUGAGCGCCGUCCGCCGGGGGUAUUUUCGGGCACCGACGAGCGAAAGAAUGGAACAGCGGCAGCGGCAACGGCAACAGCAGCGACGGCGGUGGCGGCGACGCGGCGACAGCGACCGCGGCCUCGACGGCGGAGUCGUCAAACUCGCGGCGGCCCGGUGCCAAUAACCUCCGCGUUCGAGCACAGCCAACUCGCGGACAGUCGGGAGACUGGGCAGCCCCGCUUCCACGCGCGGCGAUGAUGCGUUCGCCCUCGUCGCGCGCGACAGGUCGUAAAAUUAGAAGACGUUCGAGGCGUGCGUGCGAGCGACGACGUCGCGAGAUCGCCUUCCGCGGCGCCGGUGGUUUGCGACGGUGGUACUCGACGGGCGGGAGCCUCGCCGGAGGGUCGACGACGGGCGUUACGAGAGUGCGGUUCCACAGUUCCUCCGCUGAGCGCGAGUGCCUGGGAUUCGCGAGUUCGCGCGCGGGCCGACCGAGGAGGAGGAGGAGGAGGAGGAGAGGUCAACCCCGACGUCCGGAGAACCAGCGUGGUACCCCGUGAUUUGUGACUCGCGUCGCCGAGUGCGCGCGCGAGUGCAACCCCUUCUAGUCCGCUGCAUUUACGGAGGGCCGUCCCCCGGGGUUUUACCCCCUCCCGGGAAUAUAAUUAGUGGAAUUAAUCGCGUCCAAACACGGUUCGAAGCGACGAACGCAACAUUGUUUCCUGAAAGCAGCAGCGGAGUCGCGCGUUCCCGUCCCAAGAAGGACUCCGGACGGCAACUUCGUUCGCUUCAACUUCUUCAGCACGAGACUGAGAGAGAGAGACUGAGCGGUUCCUUCGUUAGUCGAUUUAAUUCUCCGCGUCACGCGGUCAUCCUGGAUAUCCUCGUCUCACAGUCGUCGUCGUCAUCUCAACGGAGCGGCAUGUCUCCCGUAACGUCCUUGCUGUUCUUGGACGCGUCCGGCGAAAGCGCGAGGAUCACGCGCGUGUCGGAAAACGCGGGGAGACGCUGAUAUCGCGCUCGAUGACUAACCUCGACGAGGAGACACAGAUAGAACGGACUAGCGAAAUAAAUGGUCACCAAUGACUAGCUUGGCCCUAUCGGCGGCGGCAAGCAGGAUCGAGAUGCCCCUCUCCAAAACGAAUCCGUUCGUGCAGGCGGGCACGAUCUCGACGCAGCCGUACAUCUCGAGCAGCGAGAGCAGCAACCACCUGCCGCCGAUCAUCAAGGGUACCGGGCUGACCGGCCUGAAGCAGACCGGCGGCGGUGAUGGUGGUGGCGGCGGCGGAGGUGGAGGCGGAGGUGGCGGCGACGACGAGUCGGUGCCUUACGUGGGCUACCAGAGACUACCGUGGAAAGGCUUCGUCGUGAGUAACUGGCAGGUGAGCCACAAUUCCAGCCACAACUCGCACUCGCAACCCAACAGUCAGUCGAGCAGCCCAGUGGUGAGAAACGGCCGUUCCGACGGCAACUCCAACAGCGGUGCUGGCCGCGGAGGCGGCGGAGGCGGCGGAAACGGCGGCGGCGGUGGCGGAAGCGAGAGCGGAGGUGGUGGUGGCGGUGGCGGCGGAAACGGCGGCGGCAGUGGUGGUGUCGGCAGCAACAGCAUCGUCAGCGUCAAGCCAAAGACGGCGACCAUCACGCCGGAGAUGGUGAUGAAGCUUUACAUGAACAAGCUUACGCCGUACGAGCACCACGAGAUCUUCAACUAUCAGCAGAUCUACUUCAUCGGCGCGAACGCGAAGAAACGGCCGGGCGUCAUCGGCCGGCCGAACAACAACGAGUACGACAACGAACAGGGCUCGUACAUUCACGUGCCGCACGACCACGUGGCGUAUCGGUACGAGGUGCUGCGCGUCAUCGGCAAGGGCUCGUUCGGCCAGGUGGUCAAGGCCUACGAUCACAAGACGCACGAGCACGUGGCGCUCAAGAUGGUGCGGAACGAGAAGCGCUUCCACCGUCAGGCGCACGAGGAGAUACGUAUACUGCGCAAGCUGCGCGAGCAGGACAAAGACAACACCAUGAACAUCAUCCACAUGUUCGACUCGUUCACCUUCCGCUGCCACAUGUGCAUCACCUUCGAGCUGCUCAGCAUCAACCUGUACGAGCUCAUCAAGAAGAACAACUUCAAGGGCUUCAGCUUGCAGCUCGUGCGCAAGUUCUCGCAUUCGCUCCUGCUCUGCCUGGACGCGCUCUACAAGAACAAGAUCAUACACUGCGACAUGAAGCCGGAGAACGUGUUGCUCAAGCAGCAGGGCCGCAGCGGAAUCAAGGUGAUAGAUUUCGGUUCCAGCUGCUACGAGAAUCAACGGGUAUACACCUAUAUCCAGAGCCGCUUCUACCGUGCGCCGGAAGUAAUAUUGGGCGCGAGAUACGGGAUGCCGAUCGACAUGUGGAGCCUCGGAUGCAUCCUGGCGGAGCUGUUCACCGGUUUCCCACUACUGCCGGGCGAGGACGAGGGAGACCAAUUGGCGUGCAUCAUCGAGAUGCUGGGCAUGCCACCGCAGCGGCUCCUACAAAACUCCAAACGAUCGCGUCAGUUCAUCAGCUCGAAGGGCUACCCGAAGUACUGCACCGCGACGGCGAUGCCGGACGGCACGACAGUGCUAAGCGGGGGUCUAUCGAGACGAGGGAAGCUGCGCGGUCCACCGGGCUCGCACGAUCUCGAGCGCGCCCUGAAGGGCUGCGACGACGUUCUGUUCUUGGACUUUCUCAGACGUUGCCUCGUGUGGGAGCCGGAGUGCCGAAUGACGCCGAACAAGGCGCUGAGGCAUCCGUGGCUGCGCCGUCGAUUGCCGAGGCCGCCGGGCGACAAGAACGACACGCUGCCGGCGGUGACGUCGACGCAACCCGCGACCACCGGCGGCGGUUCCACCCUGAGAACGUCCGCGUCCGGCAGUAGGAGUUCCAGCAAGACCAACAGUCUGCAGAGCAGCAAUAACGCCAGUGACGACAUCGCGACGAGCAAGACGACGGGUCAGCAGACGAGGGGAAAUCGUUUAAUGGAGGACAUGGUGUCGGCUUACGCGGGUUAUUCGUACAACGCGUCCCAAUUACACGGCGGUACUUGGGGCACCACGGGGGGAUUAAACAGCGGCCAUCAGUCGCUGAACUCUAUCAGUGGGACCGGUGGCGGCGGUGGCGGUGGUGGCAGAAGCUCCUCCAGCAAGACCAACAGUCUGCAGGGGGCCAAUAACACCAGCGACGACAUUUCCACGAGCAAGACGACGGGUCAGCAGAGAGGAAAUCGUUUGGUCGAGGACGUGGUGUCCGCUUACGCGGGUUACUCGUCGGCGUACGGCGCGUCUCAGCUGCACGGCGGCACCUGGGGCACGACGGGGGGACUGAAUAGCGGCCAUCAGUCGCUCAAUUCAGUCAGUAGUAGGAGCUCCAGUAAGACGAACAAUCAAUUGCAGAGUGGUAAUAAUGCGUCGAGCGGCGAUAUUUCUGCGAGCAAGACCGAACGUCAGCAGCAGAGAGAGCGCGUGAGCGAGUUGCCGGUGACGAUCUUCGAUCCGUAUCCCCUCGGGUCUUACGGUUGUCUGUCCGAGUCCCAGUUGCACGGGAGUCAUCGGUCGAACCAGAGUAGCAGCCAUCAGUCGCUCAAUUCUGUCGACGGUGCGACGACCGGCAAGUCGCAGCGCGCUCGUCAAACACACCAGGCGCAGCAGCAACAGCACAAUAACAAUGGCGCGUCGCACGACAAUUACAGCUCUCACGGCUCCUCGAGCAGCUCCAGCCGGUUGGUGCUCUCGUUCCAGCCGGGAAUCCAGGAGAUCCUCGAGGAGCUGAGACAAUAGGCCAAGACGUGACGCCAAUCGCUCUUUUCUCCUCCCUCCGAUUCGCUCGCUCGCUGCCGUUCUCGGUAUUGCUACUGACGAGCUUUUCGUCACGAAAUGAUCACGCGCUUUCCUCGUAGACAGAAGGAAACCCGUGAAAAUAAUGUAAAAAUAAAGAUGAUUCGGCCCCGGUCAUCUAAUGUGAAACUCGGCUGUGUCUCGCUGCCUUCCGUUCGGGCGACGUCCGAGCUGCGCUACCUCGACGUAGCGUCGAGGAGGGUUACUUGCGGUCAUAAGGGUGAAUAGCUGUUUUCAUCAUCGAUCUCGGAUACAUGUGAUUCACGCGUCGCGUUUCUACCGUCGCCGCGGUGUGGCUAGUUGUCGAUGGGCCGCGAAUCGGUUAUAAUCUAGUGAGAAGAAACAAGAUGUUUUCUAUGAGAUUUCGUAGGUCGGAGAUGUUCUCCUUUUAAAGGCGAAUGCCGAACGUCCGUACAGUUAGCGUUAUUCGAGAAAAAUCAUACAGAAAAAAAAUGAUUGGAGGAAAGACUCAUUUUCGCGGAUUCGUCACUGGUUUAUUAUAACUGAUUUCACGCCUUAUGUCUAGUCUCGCGUUACAAGGUCGGUAUUCUCGAAAUCGUACCUUCAGCCGCGGCGACGUCGCUUCGCGUUGCUCUCCGGUCUACUCGUUUCGGGAUUUAUUCCGACGGCCAUUGCCUCCGUCGUGAAAAUACGCGGUCGGUACGCUUGUCGGUGAGAGACAUCUUUUCCCGCUACGACAAUAUCUUGAAAAGCUUCAGAAAUUCUCGUGAAUGGAGUAUGGAACGAUUCAACGCGCGAUUGUGUGUCUUAAAACACUCGUCGUCGAGUCCUUUGCGGAACGUACAAUCGUGGAAGCAAAAGGCGCUUUCCUUUUUCGACGAGUCUCCGAAACGCGCCCCGGAAAUCGCGAGGACGAUCUCGACGCUCGACACAACGCGACUGUUAUUCAUCGCCUCCCGGCUGUCUCUCGUUCUUUGUAAAGCUAGACUUUACGUUUUGUUCCGACAAACGGUGAAACGUAAAACUCAAUUUUUCAAAGACAUUUCAGGUCUGUGUAACAAAUCGACUAAUUGACGGAUAUGUACAGAGACGUACGCAAAUGUUACUAUCAAAUUUGUCGCGGUACGUAAUACAUCGAUAUAAGGAGGAACGAAUUAUUCAUCCCUUCUCAUCAGCGCGACGUAUUUUCCCCAACACAAUCGAUUUCACCGGAGAUAAGACGACAGGUCGUGUCGAAUUGAUCGCAAACAGAAGUCAGCUGAGUCCAAACGGAAUCGUCGAUCGACUUACAUUUACAUAAAGUCUCGGUUCGCGAAUCAGGAUUAAUGCACAAUCGUCGUCGAUCGUCUCUCACAGAUCGCGACGAUGCGCAGGGGUGGUAGUUCGAACGACCUGGAGGUCAUUGUGCCAAGGGAAGCCCGGGGAAACCGCGACGGCUCGAUAGGUCGUACGUGAUGCAGCACGUUAGAUAUAUCGUCGUGUCGCGAUGUCACCGACGACGACGCAGGCAUAGCGAUUCGUUCGCGAUAGACAUGAUCUAAUGAUGUGAAGAAGCACACGCUCGACUGAAUAGAUUUGCCGCUGUUCGUAAAGACGCUGCCGUGCCUCUUUCUGUGAUCCGAAAGAAAAUAUAUCCGAAAUUCACUUUUCCGUCAUUAAUACGAUUUGUUGCACAUACUUGACUAAACGCGGCAACAAUUUGAACGAGAAUCGCGCGAAUCGCUUCAUAGACCGUUCACGGAAAGUUAUAUAUCGAUGAUAUCGAAUCGCGCUUGAAGAAUAACAUUGUAUACACGUGACGAUUUUGUAAAAUUUAUAGGUUUUACACAAUUUUUUUUAUAAUUGUGUUUUGUAAAGUUUUCUGUAUUACAUGCGUUUAAAUAUUAGUGCUUGUUUUUAAUCGAUUAAAAUAGGACGCGUUAAGCAAUUAUUUUUCCAACAUUUCUUUCGGUCAUUGAAAUGGACGGAAUUAUUUUUUUAAUGCUUUUGACGAUACUUUUUAUUAUGUACGUUACUUUGUAAUUAAUUACACACUUACUUUAUUAUCUUUUUCUCCUAUUAUCAUAAUUAAAGAUCCUUAUUAUGCGGCUCUUGUAGGCGAUAGAUAGAGAAGGCUGCCUUCCCUGCAUUAAAUUGCUCACUACACGAAUCCAUUAGUGAUGAAUUAUGAACGCUCAUUACGGUUUUCAACCGAACGCAAAGUUCAGUCAAUUCUGAAGCGGGCUUUGAUUAAAAGCAAGCACGGUGAACCGGGGGAAAUGCCGGAAAAAAAUAUCGUACCUAGGCGACUGCGUUGUACUCCCGCUUACUUUACGGCGGCUCCAGCGUUUAAUCCGAUGCGAUGAACGGCGCGACGCGCAAUUUACGACGGGAAGAAUCGCGCUCGGUUUGUUAACUUCUCUCAACUUCUUCUGGGCUAACUGGGUUAAUUUUCCCCUCGUGCAUCCUCGUCUCGGUGCUUAUUAUUCGCUGCGUACAUUUAAUCGAGACAGAAACGUCCGGCGUGUUACGGUAGCGGCCUUUUCUAUCCCUCGCGGUUCUCGCUUGUGAGACGUGUGACAGUCGCGUUUUUCACGCACCAUCCGUCUUUCACGUUUUUCUUUCCCUCGCGGACACGUUCGGUUAGGUCUUACGGGAGCGCGCGUCUCUCUAGCGAGAAAUCCGGUUUAAAGGACACACGACAAAGAACCGAAAAUAAAAGGGAUUUCCCUUUGCUCGCGCGGGGUGAACGACUCGUGUCUUAUGACCGUUUUAGUUCCGCAUUAUUAUCGGUACCUCGUAGAUCUUUGUAUAGUCUCCGUUAUGAAUGGACGGCUUUUAUAUGUGAAAAACUCUGAGAUAGAUUUUUACAAUUGUUUCCAGAAAAAGAACACGAUAGUAUCUAUGUAAUGUAAAUCAUUUCUACAUAAAAGCCGUUCAAAUUCACUCAUAGCAUCAAUUUACAUAUCAAUAUCAGUAUUUGAAACUGUAAAUUGAGAACUUUUUAUUAAAUAUAUUAAAAUUUGAAUUAUUUAAUUAAUAAUUAAUAUUAAAAUUAAUUAUUAAUUUUGUAAGGAAGCAACAAUUUCAAUAUAUAUUGUUCUGUAAUGAUUGUUCUACGGUUAUUUUUUAAAACCAUGUCAGAAACGCAUUUUACUACGUAACUUUUUUCGAAAAAAAUUUUGCGAAUAUUUAUUUAUUUAUUUGUGCGAGAAAGUGUACAAGAAAGUGUUGUACUUUUUUUUGUAUGAAAAAAAAGACAAAAGAAAACUCGAUUCAAGCCGAUAUCAAUGAUCGAUCUCCUACUGUAUAAUUUCAUCCAAGUGUAAAUAUAUUAUUGGCAACAGAAAAAUCAUUAAUAUGCAUUCGCUGAACCAUUGUUAAACGUUGAUGUGCUUUAAUUACCACUUCCUGUUUUAUCGCGUCGUCAUCAAUUUUCCCCGAGUUAUUUCAAGCUCUACUUUGUGCCCGACCGUAAUCGUCAGGCGAUCUCUUGUUCACCAGAACAGCUUUCGGAGCACGACAGCACGCGCGGUCCGCGAACAAUGCGAUGACUCUGGCGAUGCGAAAUCGCUAAAUUUAGGCGAACAAAACCGCGUGCGCGGGGCGGGCAGUUGUAAGAGCCGAGCGUGGAUGAGUGACGAGACGACGACGACGAAGGAGAGAAACAUGACGAGAAAAAACACCGAAAGAGAAUGGACAUGUAAAAGGCGGCGAAAAGGGCGCAGCCGACAAUGAUAGCAGCGAAGAGCGGCAAAAGUCGAUUAAGUUUGAAAGAGAUCGGAGCGAUCGGCGGAUUUAAAAAAUCGUGAUACCGAACGGCAUGUCUUUGUGAUAUGGAACUUAGGCGUACUGGGAUUUAUACUAACGAAUGUAGAUAAAAAAGUAUAUAUAUAUAUUAUAUAUGUGUGUAAAAAUUACGUAUAUUAUGUUAUAUCGAGGUGAUGAAUGAAUAGUUUGUAAAGCGCGCGAUGUAGUUUAAUCUCGUCGUAGAGUGCUCGCAAAAGUAUUGACGACCCUCUUCUUUUUCUUUGUACAAGGAAUACAAGGUGUACGAGGAACGAGUAUCGAUCCCCUAUUCUUUCUUCGAAAAUAUCGCUCUUGAAAACGAUAUUUCUCUGUGAAUAAUAUAUAAUCUUAAUUAAAUAUUAAUAUUAGCAGA
Molecule: messenger RNA, 9473 nt
Organism: Temnothorax curvispinosus
Lineage: Eukaryota; Metazoa; Arthropoda; Insecta; Hymenoptera; Formicidae
Product: dual specificity tyrosine-phosphorylation-regulated kinase mbk-2-like
Exons: 2
Coding region: 2597-5314 (905 amino acids)
Biological process (GO): peptidyl-threonine phosphorylation; peptidyl-serine phosphorylation
Cellular component (GO): nucleus
Molecular function (GO): ATP binding; protein serine/threonine kinase activity; protein serine/threonine/tyrosine kinase activity
Source: RefSeq, a predicted model, not a curated record